Molecule: messenger RNA, 4016 nt
Organism: Daphnia pulicaria
Lineage: Eukaryota; Metazoa; Arthropoda; Branchiopoda; Diplostraca; Daphniidae
Exons: 2
Coding region: 84-3860 (1258 amino acids)
Source: RefSeq, a predicted model, not a curated record
GUUGGUGGCGCAGAAUAAAAUUGUCGUCCAGUCGUACGUUCAACACGACACGUUUUGAGCGAUCUCUCUACAUCAAGAGGCGGAUGGCGUUACCGUUUGAGUUCGACAGUAAAUUUUGGGAGAAUUUAGCAGAAGACAUGAAAUGUUCGAAAACCCUCCUCAUGUCCGAAUGCAAAUUCAAUACCAAAGGUGCCAUCAAAUGGUCUGCCAGUGAAGAACGAAAAGUGGAGAUAUGGGAGAAGAUUCAAAUAAAAUUAAGCGAUAGAAGCACCUUGGGUCUUCCGGCUAACGCAAACAUUUCAGAAGACGAGUUGAUUUUUGACAAGAAGUUGAAAAAUAGUGCCGUCAUCAUCUCUGGUGGUGCCGGAACCGGAAAGUCGACGGUAUUAUCUCACUACUGUGAAGCAAUUAAGAAAACAAAACCAACUCGCUGGAUCAGUAGAAUUAAUUUGGUCGAUCAUUGCGAAAUUCUAUCGAAAUUUGAACCCAAAAUGAAGGAUAACUCGUCCAACGAAGAAGAUGAGGAGUAUUUCUCUACGACCAUCGACUUUUUCGUCAACGAACUCAACAUUCGUGACUGUGGCGAUGCGUUUUCCCGUUCGCUAUUGAGGCACCAGCUGAAGAUGGGCGACAAUAGGGUCGUCGUCAUGUUGGACGGUUUCGACGAAAUCAGCAGUCAACUUCAAGAGAAAGCGAUUCACCUGAUGAAAGCCAUCAUCGCCAACAAAUCGGUUCAACUAAUUGUCACUACUCGGCCUCACAUGAUGGACCAGUUGCAGUUGCAGUUGUCUCAAUUGGCUUACAGUCUGGAGAACUUCACCGAAAAGGACCAGAUUGAUUACCUGUCCGAGUAUUGGGAAACUAACCUGAAGGAGCUGGAAGACAAGUCCGUCGUCAUCCGCAAGUUUUCCGAGUAUUUCGUCCAACGUGUGUCGCAAACUCUGAAGGACAAGGAGAAAUCCUUCAUCGGAAUCCCGUUGCAGUGUCGCUUAAUGGCCGAGUGCUUCCAGUCAGACCUACAGGGAAUAAUAAAAGAAAAUAGAAACGACAGUGAAAUCCAGAAACUGCUUGAUGGACAGAAAUUCGAUCUGGCCACCACGUACAAUCGGUUGAUGGAAACGAAACGACGAGUGUUUCUCCAAGAAAAGAUUAGUGUGUCGGCUCCCAACCCAAUAGUGGCCUACGCUAUUGACAGUUUCAUCAAGAAGAUCGAAUUUCAGCUGACCAAAUUGGCCAUAGAGACGAUUUUUAUCGAUCAGGGGACAGUGAAUCUCUUGUGCCCACCCAAUUCGCAGCACCAGUCAAAAUUCGAAAAGGCCGCCGAGGAAAAAGCCAUUGCCGAAUGCGGUCUCAAAUUUGGUUUGACAUUUCACAACGGCGAAAAAGUUCAAUUCCUGCAUCGAACCUUGGCCGAAUAUUUGGUGGCAAAAUUCUUUUUCCAAGGAUUCAGUUUGGAACAAGAAAAACACAAUGGGCUUUUGGAUAAGUCUGUCGUUCGUGAUUUGAUUUUCAGUGUCGUGAUGACGAAAAAUAACGGCAUCUACGAUGGCGUCCAAAUGUUUUUCGAUUCGUUUUUGGCAGAGUUAGUCGACGAGGAUGAAGAGUGGCGCAACAUCAUUGACAAACGCCUCAAGAACAAAUUCCCUGAACGCUUCAAAUCUUUCAUGAAUGGCAUUAUCAACAAACAGCAAUCAGUUUACGUUGUGGAUCCCAACAUUUUGGAUGUGCCCAUCAUUCAGAGGAAUACGAACCUCUUUAAAUUCAUUUGCGACUGCCUCGAUAUGAUGAUUGACCCGGUUAAACUUCGAAAAAGUAUGUCCUCUUUGUUUCGUGUCAGCAGCAAAUUCUUUUACGAGCAAAGUAGCGAAGCCUACAAGCGACUACUCAGCUAUUUCAGUAGUCCCAGCGAGUCCGAAUUGAACACCAUUCUUGAUCACAUUUUGUACUACCCCAUGCAAAUUUACCUGGACGAUUUGUUAUGGAAUGAAGUAGAAAAGAAGAAGAUCCUGAAACUUGUUCUCGACUUUAUGGGAAAGAACCUGGCGACUAUGAAGCGAAUUUUAAAAGACCCAAGUUCGAAUGCAGAAAAGCAAAUGAAGUUUGCACUUCACUUUUUCAUGUGCAACGAUUAUUACGACAACGAACUGAAGCAGUAUCUUGAACUCUUGUCAUCCGCCUACUCCAGCGAACCCUCGUUUCUCAACCUGUUCAGGGCUACGUUCAACAUAUCCGAGUCGCAUUUCGUGAGCUUUCAGCUGAAUGGCAAAAUGGAGAAGACGGUGGUUAUUCUACGAAAUCUUGGACGGAACAGAGUGCUGGAGGCACUUUCUCAUGUAGUGCUCCUGCGGGAUCCGGAAGUGUUUCGACGCUAUUACGAACCAUCUCUAUCACUAGACGAAACGGACGUCGUGCCGACUAAUUUGCAUCAGCUGUUGGCCCGGGACCAGUACCGAAUGACCCAACUCGACCGAGCUGCAUUCCGCGGUGACGUGAGAGCUGUCGACCGCAUACUGCAAACGCUUCGCCACAGUCUGAGUCCUACCGAAACCAAUCAAGAAGUGAAGAAGACGGCCAAGGAAGUGGUAGAUGACCUGGUUUUUCGUGAGAGUCAAGAUUUCACUUCAUUUUUCGUGGCCGCCGCUUUCGGUCACGAAGAAAUCUGCCGCAAACUGCUCGUCUUCUUCAAAGAACUUGUGAACAUGAAGGUAUUGCCCUUGAAACAGCUACAGGAUUUCUACGUCGCCCCCAAUGGAAUGAUCUACAAGGCCGCUCAGCUUGCCAUUCGUUUCGUCAAAUUGCCAAUGUUCCGGGUGAUUCUGACGUCUGUCAAACAAAUAAUGAGGCAGCGCCCUCUCGUUUGCUUAGUGAAAGAGUUCACUAAUAACAGUAGAGAGUGGUUCAAAACAUUGACUGAAAUCGUGAUUGAUGGCACGGAGGGAACAACAGGUUGCCAGCAUUUGAACGAAAUCGUUUUUCACGAUUCAGACACGCUCGAGAGCAUCAGCAUCAUCGAAGAAGAAACGUUCAACAAAAUGAUGUCGGCGAUGGGAGUUCAAAAAUGGAUCAAGAAGUUUUUCAGUGUCGACACCAUCAGAGGCAUCCAGGUGCUCACGCGUCACCACCUCGACCAUUUCGACAGAAGCCAAAUGUUGGAUUUCCUCACGGUGUACACGGCCAGUCAAGGACCGUUCAACAGCAUUUGGUAUCACAUUCUCAAUUUCGACGUGGCCAAAGACGAUUCCGUAUUCCGCUAUCCGGAUUUCGAGUACGAUUUCGACAAAAUUCUGGAAUGUGCUGCGGCUAAACUGGGCCGGGAGGAAUUACGAAACCUGCUGUUUGACCCCCAGGGUGUCGUGCUCAUUAUUCGUUCCAUCUUCCUGUCGUUGCUGGACUACGGCGAAAAGAGUCUGGUCAACAGGCUGUUGGAUUCCCUCAAAGUCGGCGAACAAGAUGAGACAAUUGAAUUGUUAAUGGACAACAUGCCUAGCGUGAUUACUUACGUAAUGAAACCCUUCAAGGAGCGACAUUCCCGGAAAGAAAUUACGCAGGCCCGUAUGAAAGUUUUGGAUUUCAUUUUGGAACACCCGGAUUAUUGUUACGACGAUCUGCCCAAAAUAGCUGAGGCUAUGCUUUCCGAGCACGAAGAUUACGGCGGAGUAAAGCGCAACAUUUGGAGUUACAUUGUCCAUUUGGAUUCCGUCUAUUCUUUAAAAGAGAUGAGCGACAAAUUGCUGAAACUCGUGAACUGCUUGUGCACAUCGCCAACUGUUGCAAUGGCGGAACGCCUGAAUAUAACUCGCAGACUUUUGGCCCAAGUGACGGCAGAUCGAGCAAGAGGCAAAUCGUCGUCUUCAAGAUAAUUGCACAAAAGUGAAGGAGCUAUUACAAAACCUCAACUAUGUAUUUUUUUGUUGUCUCUAUUUGAAUCAAGAUUUUCCAAGUUUUAUCCUUUUGUUUCAAGUGCCCCAGUUUCCUAUUCCAGGUCUCAUAUGUUUCUCAUCAAUUUGUGUUUACUA